UCUAUACUUAUAACUUUCUCUUCCCAGAGCGGUAUAUAAUUCGUGCUGCAUAUUAUCCAUCGCCAUGCUUCUAAGACCGCCGCUAUUCACAAAGCUCACAAAGACUUCCCGUCUCAUCCGCCCUAUCCUCACCACAAGACAUUUCAGAACAACACCACUUACAAUGGGAGACGAUCAGCCUAAAAUCAUCACCGCUUACCCCGAGCUUACCGAUAUCAAAGCCCAGCACCAGAGUCUUCCAGGCAAGGAUGUGGACAUGGAUCCUCUUGCGGAGUUUACCAAACUGGAAACCUGGGACGAUGACGGCAAACCAUACUUGAAGGAAUACACUGGAAGUGGGAAGCUGAAGGGCAAGAAGGCCAUCGUUACUGGUGGCGAUUCUGGUAUUGGCAGAGCUGCAGCCCAAAUGUUCGCCCGCGAAGGUGCAGAUGUAACCAUCGUAUACCUUCCUGAGGAGGAACAAGAUGCCCAGCGAGUUAAAAAGGCUAUCGAACAAGACGGACAGCAAUGUCUUACAAUCGCUCAUGACCUUAUGCAGGCCGACCUCGCAGCAGAUGUCGUCAAGCAGCACAUGGACAAAUUUGGCAAGCUGGAUAUCCUGGUGAACAAUGCCAGUAAGCAAAUCAUGUCCCAGUCCAUCGCAGAAAUCGAGCUUGAAAACGUGGAAAGCACAUUCAGAAGCAACAUUCUUGCCAUGUUUGCCCUCACUAAAGCCGCAGUUCCUCAUCUCAAGCGAGGAUCAACGAUCAUCAACACCUCUUCUGUUACCGCCUUCAAAGGAUCAGUUGCUAUGGUCGAUUAUGCUUCCACCAAGGGAGCCAUCGUCUCCUAUACCAGGUCAUUGGCUGUGCAACUCGCCCCCCAGGGUAUCCGGGUAAACGGUGUCUGCCCUGGCCCCGUUUAUACUCCUUUGCAGCCAGCUUCUAGGCCUCCUGACAACAUGGAGGGAUGGUCUGUCGGCGGCCCUCCCUUACACGGUCGAGCUUCUAUGCCCGCUGAGAUGGGUCCGGCAUACGUAUUCCUUGCUUCAUCUGACGCAAAUGCUAUGACUGGCCAUUUCUUGCACCUCAACAACGGCCAGUGGCUUGGUUAGACACCAUUAAGAAAAAAUAAUAAAUAAUAUCGAAACGAUAAUGAGUGUUUAGCAAUUGUGGUAGUAGAAGUUCCAUAGUCACUGUCCAACUGUAUUUUGUCGCCCCAUGCAUCAGUG
Cryptococcus deneoformans JEC21 is the source of this 1210-nucleotide messenger RNA. Its product is annotated as oxidoreductase, putative. Gene Ontology annotation, molecular function: oxidoreductase activity. The record is from RefSeq and is a predicted model, not a curated record. Lineage: Eukaryota; Fungi; Basidiomycota; Tremellomycetes; Tremellales; Cryptococcaceae. Bases 65 to 1093 code for a protein of 342 amino acids. The transcript has 5 exons.